AGAUACUGUAAAUUCGUAAUACCAUGGGCGUCACCAAGCUGCCGGUGUGUGUGGUACUCUGUGUCGUAAUAAUGACAGUGUGGCUACCAGACACUGCACAUUCUACAGGAUAUAGUGGAGGUAAACGUUGCUACAGUAGCCAUAUAUGUUGAUGUAACUAUAGCAAUAGUUCAUACAGUGACUAACUAUGUUGAUAUAUCUAUAACAUUAGUUGUUGCAGUAACAAAAUAUGUUGAAAUAACAUUAGUUGUUACGGAAACGAGACAUGUUUAAAUAACUAUGUAUCAAUAACAAAAUAUGUUGAUAUACCUAUAGCAUUAAUUCACACAAUAUAUACUUUGUUAUAUAAAUGUGUACAUUAACAAAGUAAGUUGAUAUGACUUUAGCAUUAGUUGGUACAGAAACAAAGUGUCUAGAUAUAUCUAUAACAUUACUUGGUACAGUAACAAAAUAUUUUUAUAUAUCUAUAGGAUACGUUGGUACAUUAUAUACUUUGUUACAUAAGUUUGCACAUUAACAAAGGAAUUACCUAUAACUGUAACACUCCAGUUGGCACCGAGCAGUUACGUCAUGCGACAUUGUAGAUUGUAGAUGAUGUGUACUACAAGCUACGGGGCGUUGUCUCAAUAUACACAAUUGACAGCACGGGGUCUCUGGAGUUUUGAGUGAAAUGGGACAAUAGUGGAGUCUUUAGAUGACAUAUGACGCACUGGGUCUCUGUAAUCUCGAGUGAAAUGGGACAAUAGUGAAGUCUAUAGUUGACAUAUGACAGCAUUGGGUCUCUGGAAUCUCGAGUGAAAUCAGACAAUAGUGAAGUCUUUAGAUGUCCCUUCCCCCACCUUUCCUUCUCUUGGGAAUAAUUUAUUUAACGAUCACUUAAUAUCCAAGUUAGGCUUUACACCCCUAACCCCCCUUUUUCCCUUCUCCUCCUGUCGGCCUAGUUUCGAACCACUGGCCGUUGAUCAACCUUGUGCAUUACCUUGAGUACAUAUCAAGGUUUCUCAAGCGGGAUCUCCGGAUCCCACACUAUUUUUAGUAUGAAAUAAAAGACUUCCUAGGGAAUUGUUCCGUACCGAAAAAUCCCGGGUCCACAUUUUUAGAUGACAAAUGUUCUGGUUGGUUUUGUUUGUUUUUAAUUGGAUUCAAGUUCAGCAAAUGACAGAUGGUGACUACAUUCAUCAAAUGACAGAUUAUCACUACAUACAUCAAAUGACAGAUGGUCGCUACAUUUAUCAAAUGACAAAUAGUCACUACAUACAUCAAAUGACAGAUUAUCACUACAUUCAGCAAAUGACAGAUUGUCACUACAAGUCUGGACAUGUAAAACUGAGAUAACUGCACCGCAUGUUUGCGCUCAGUAGCUCUAGUACACACGUUUCCUGAAGCGUUGUCAAGUCAAUACCAAAUUUAAACAGAGACAAAAUGAACAUGACCGCGAUAGAGUGAAAACAAAGCCGUUUGGAUAGGGUCAAGUCCUGGAAAUAAAAAACAAAUACAAAAUAUAUUUUUAGCUUUGUAAUUAAUGACAUAUCGAUGCCAUAUUUGAUGACCUAAUUGAUAACAUACUUAAUGUCUAUUUGAUAACGUAUUUCAUGGAAUAUUUGACGACUUAUAUUGAUGACCUAUUUGAUAACAUACUUGAUUAAAUAUUGAUGACAUAUUUGAUGUCAUAUUUGAUGACAUAUUUGAUGACAUUUUUUGAUGACCUAUUUGAUAACAUACUUGAUGACUAUUUGAUGACAUAUUUGAUGACAUAUUUGAUGUUUGAAACUAUGAGACAAGAAUUAGAAAAUAAUACUUUGAACUUUCCAGUUUCUCUUAGUCUAGUGCAGUGGUCGGAGUCUAGUGCAGUGGUCGGAGUCUAGUGCAGUGGUCGGAAAACUCAUUAGUCAAAAGAGCCAAGAAUCAGCAUCGGGACGAUUUUUUUAAAAAAAGUUUAAGAGCCAAAUUUAUUUUCAAGUACCAUGUUUUUCGGAGUCAAAUCCCAUUUGUGUCUGACUGGCCGAGCCGAACUCAGAUCGCUAAAGAACCACAUGCGGCUCUCGAGCCACGAUUUGGCGACCACUGGUCCAGUGCUUCAAACGGCGACCCCAUAGAAAACUUCUAAUAGAAAUCCCUUGGCAACCCCACUGGGGGUCACUUAUAACGGGCUGGGAAUCUGUGAUCUAGUGACUUAUUAGACCAGGUGAUGUGUGUGAAACCACUUGUAUGGUGUGUAGUGUUUUUGCCGUCCAAAAUCUACCGAGUAAGGACUACACAUCAAUGGAUAUGUAUGUUAAUGUAAUGUUUAUAGUACAUCAUAAUCCCUCAUCAAAAUCCAGGAUGCACUUGGUGUAAUGAGAAUAAUCUGAUCUUUUUCCUCAGGGUACCGCAGGGAUCGGGAUGGUGACAGCGGUAAGAUGAGAAUGUGUUGGCUUACAAAUGUAGAAGUGUCGGGAUGAAUGUUUACGUAGUCAGUGAGUGGUGAUAGGAUGUGUGUGUGUAUUUACAAAUAUAGACGUGUUAUGAUGAAUGUGUUCUUAGACAGUGAGUGGUGAUAAGAUGUGUGUGUUUACAAAUAUAGACGUGUUAUGAUGAAUGUGUACUUAGACAGUGAGUGGUGAUAGGAUGUGUGUGUGUAUUUACAAAUAUAGACGUGUUAUGAUGAAUGUGUACUUAGACAGUGAGUGGUGAUAAGAUGCGCGUGUGUGUUUACAAAUAUAGACGUGUUAUGAUGAAUGUGUUCUUAGACAGUGAGUGGUGAUAAGAUGUGUGUGUUUACAAAAAUAGACGUGUUAUGAUGAAUGUGUACUUAGACAGUGAGUGGUGAUAAGAUGUGUGUGUGUGUUUACAAAUAUAGACGUGUUAUUAUGAAUGUGUACUUAAACAGUGAGUGGUGAUAAGAUGUGUGUGUGUGUGUUUACAAAUAUAGACGUGUUAUGAUGAAUGUGUACUUAAACAGUGAGUGGUGAUAAGAUGUUUGUGUGUGCCUUGGUCUCUCUGUGUGCGUCUCUGUGUGUGGGUCUCUGUGUGUCUCUCUCUAUGUGUGUCUGUGUAUGGGUGUGUCUGUUGACAUAUUGGGCUGAUUGCAUGCACAGUUACAACCCACAAUUAUCUCACUAGUUAAGUAACAACUACUUGUUAUUUUCUCACCAGCUGCCUACCGAGUGCUUCUGGGCUAUAUCAAGUCUUUGGGUCAAAGGUUACAGAAGGUAGAGAGGCAGUCAGGCUGCGACUCUGGAUUCAUUAAUGUGACAGUAUGUGAUGACAGUAAUGGUAAGUCAUAAAUGUGACAGCCUGUGAUGACAGUAAUGGUUAGUCAUUUAUUUGACAGUCUGUGAUUACAUCAAUUGGUAAUUCAUGUUACCUAAUGUGAUAGUCUGUGAUUACAUCAAUUGGUAAGUCAUGUUACCUAAUGUAACAGUAUGUGAUUACAUCAAUUGGUCAGUCAUGUUACCUAAUGUGACGGUCUGUGAUUACAUCAAUUGGUAAGUCAUGUUACCUAUUGUAACAGUCAAGCACUCCAUUACUUACGUCAACAAAAUAGGGGGAGAGGGUGGAAAAAGACUAAUAAUUAUUGACAAGAGGGUGUGGAGGUACUGGCCGCACUCCAGACAGUUUGAAAAAUAGGGGAGGGGGGCACCUUGACGUUUGGGGCACAAGCAGUAGCGUCACUAGGGGGAGUGGAGGUACGGACCGCACUCCGGAUAGCCUGAAAGGGAUAACACCUUCUCGGGGGGGGGGCACCAAAUGAAUAAUAGUAAAUUUGACAGAGGUCGAUCAAGUGGGUUUCAUAAUGCAUCUAAAAUGCGAGAGCAGGGUGUCAUCUGUCAUCAGAACAGGAUACCAUCAGAGCAGGAUAUCACAAGAGUAGGUACCACCAGAGCAGGAUACCACCAGAGAAGGAUACAAUUAGAGCAAGUUGUCAUAAGUGCAGGGUGACACCAGAGCAGGAUGACACCAGAGCAGGUUGACACCAGAGCAGGGUAACACCAGAGCAGGGUGACACCAGAGCAGGGUGACACCAGAGCAGGAUGACUCGUAGGAGGUCCGUUGAGAAGUCUCCAUGGGGUGAAUAUUGAGUUUACUGCACUGGGUGACACCAACUUUAGUGGUGCCACUCAGCAUCAUAUAAAAUAGGUGACUCGGUCAAAAGACGCGAGUGUGAGAGGUGAGAGGUGAGCAUAUGCUCACUGCCAAGCCACUUGUAAUCUUGUAACUAGGACAUGCUGGAUGCGUUUCAAAUUUUCACUGGACAGAUGCAGUAUAGCCAGAAAAAAAUAUUGUGUAAAAAAACGAAUUCUUUAAGUAUAAUUUUUAUUUUUGUCUAUUAAACCCUCAUUGCCACAAAUAUUUCCUUAUUUACACAAUUUAGGGCAAUUUACACCACCUUGCCUAUCGCGUUAUAAGAACACUUUGUUUAUUCUAUUAGAAUGUCGUCGUCACAUGAAACCGCUUUAGAACCUGUGUAACUAGGGCUACUGAACUUACUUAUUCAGCACAGUUUACUACAGUUUACAGAGAUUGGCUUACGUCGACCAUUUGUUACAAUGCGCGACUUACUCAAAUUUAUUUAAAAAAACAAGGAAAUGAUAUUGUUAAAGUGUGUACCCGGGAUUCCCCGAGAUGGGAAGUCUUGAGUUUACAAAAAGUCUUGGGAUAAACCCAAAUGAAAGGCCUAAACGGGGAAUCCCCAAAGAUUGGGUAAUCCCCAAGGAGGGCGUACGAAGAUUUUGUUGUGAUGCAGCCGUUCCCCUGUGACAUAAACACAAUAAAUCCAUAACCUUAUUUCUAAUUGUGAGUAAAUAUUAGUUUAGUGUUUAUUACCCCAAAACAAGAGGGAGCAGGGGCGGCAUAUUCUUCAAUUUAUUAAUAUUUUAAUCAUUUUAUUGAGGCGGGGCAGUAUUUUCGAGCAUUUUGUUUGCAUUUCAUGUAAGGGCAAGGGGGUUGCAAAAACGUUGGCCUGUCCCUGACGGUACUAACCUUAGCAACGGACGCCACUAACCACAACUAAAGAAGUUUUUUUUUUAAAGCUCCAACCCACAUUAUAUUUUAUUUCAUAUGCCACGCUUUUUAACUAAAUUAACUUAACACUAACCGCUAAGAAUAAUAUUAGUAUUAGGCCUAAACUUUUUUUUUUUUUUUUUUUUUUUACUGACAACUGGUUUUACAUUGUGGACUAAUGUGGACGAUAAGAAAUUAUGUUGCUCUUAAGAAUCAAAUAAGAGUAAUACACUUAUAUACACAAUUAUGAUAGAUGUUUGUUUUUUGCUGAGAUUAUUCCCGAUUAAUGACCUCGAGACCAUUCCCCUUUCCACAUUUGUUGAACCUAAAACUUUAAAAAAAAAUAUUUUAAAAUUCUGAUUGCGAUCUGUUGUGCUUAUUUAAUUUUAAUGUUAUUUAUUGCAAAUUUUAUUUUUUUAAAUAUUAUCAGUUAUUUGUAAAUAAAGUAAUCGUGUAUUAAAUGCUAUUGUCUGAUAUUCGAAGAGUGUCUUGUCCCAAUGUAAUGUAGGCCUACCGGUACUAUUACUACGCUUGGUGUCCCAAUUCAGUUCCCAAUGAAUGAGUGACAUUUGAAUCUAACUCUCUAUGGGCAACAUUACCACGUCAUUUCACAUUAUUGAUCAGUUUUGUUAAUGAUGGAGUCUUUUACAUUAUUGAUCAGUUUUGUUUACUGAUGGACCCUUUUACAUUAUUGAUCAGUUUUGUUUACUGAUGGAGCCUUUUACAUAAUUGAUCAGUUUUGUUUACUGAUGGAGCCUUUUACAUAGGUUGUGUAUUUUCAAGCUAGUACUAGUUGUACAUGUAGGCUACUAAUAAUGCGGUACUAGUUGUACAUGUACUAAUCAUGCUGGUAAUAGUUGUAUAUACUUGUAAUACCAAUUUGUAUUUAUCAUGCUGGUACUAGAUGUACAUGUACUAAUCAUGCUGGCACUAUUUGUACAUACUUGUGCCAAUCAUGCUGGUACUAUUUGUACAUACGUUUGCUAAUCAUGCUGGUACUAGUGGUAUAUACUUUUAACUUAGAGUACUAAUUUAUUAAUCAUGCUGGUAGUGGUUAUACAUACUUGUGCCAAUCAUACUGUUACUAGUUGUACAUACUUCUGACAAUCAUACGGUUACUAGUUGUACAUACUUCUGACAAUCAUACGGUUACUAGUUAUACAUACUUCUGACAAUCAUACGGUUACUAGUUGUACAUAAUUGUACUAUUCAGACUGGUACUUGUGGCAUAUAUUUGUGCCAAUGAUGCUGGUACUAGUGGUACAUAAAUUUGUGAUAAUCAUUUAUUUCCUUCUGCUGUUGCAGGUACGUCUAUUGCACUGACCAACUGCACACAAUCUCAGCUGGACUCGGGUGACGUCACGGUCAAGGUCCUACCUGUUGCUUUCAAGAAAGCAUUCAAUGAUCCCCCAACCGUCGUGGCCGGACAGACGGGGUCAGCUGUCUUUGCUGGGGUCAAUUCGGCCCUUUCCGUUGACAAUAUAACAACAACAGGAUUCACCCUCACCAUGACACUCAGAGACUUACUGCCAUUUGAAAUGAGACUCUUCUGGCUGGCGUGCAAGAGGAUCUAGGACAGUGCUGUCCACCUUCUUGAUUCCUUGGUCUCAUUAAAAAAAAAAAUUUUAAAUCCCGCGAAGCCGUGGGCCACACGUGACAUCUCAAAAGAAUGUGGUUUUUUGGGG
Molecule: messenger RNA, 6668 nt
Organism: Lymnaea stagnalis (great pond snail)
Lineage: Eukaryota; Metazoa; Mollusca; Gastropoda; Lymnaeidae
Source: the annotation of a GenBank genome assembly